AGACCCCGACCUGAGCCGGGCUCGGCGCCACCCCAGUGAGGGUGACAGCUCUCCGAGCAGCAUCCCUGGAGGAUGGAAGAGAAAAGAAUGCUGCGAGACUUCUUCAAAGAGGAGAACUUUACUAGUUCCAGGAAGGAGAGCACUGAAGGUGAUGUGAAGACAUUUUGGACACAGCUGGGAGGUAGAAGAGUGGAUGUCAUAUUUGAGCAGGUGCAAAAUGUGCUGUCGUUGCUGAAGGAAAAGAUCAAGAAUGGAACUGCAACAAAUCAAGAAUGCUGGCAGGCUUGGGCACUGGUGAAUGAAGCUAAUCUAGGUGAUCUCUUAACCUUGGCAAAUGUAAGCGAUGAGUUGAAUGGAGAUGGUGCACAGGAAUCCAAACCCAAACUGCAGCCUCUUCUUCCAGAUGACAAUGCUGCAGACACUGUAGAAGAUUCUGACAGUGAAAAAGAGGACAUGGAAAGAAGCUGCUCAGGGAAUAAAGAAGCAUCUAGCAAAACUCAAGGUUUACCUUUAAAUGUGCAGUAUCAGAACCACAAGUGCUCUAGUGCAUGUCUUGCCAACAGAGCAGUGGACUCCUACAAGGGUGAAAAUCCUCUGAAGAUCCCAAUCCUGUUUGACUUUCAGAGACGCCAUGCAAAAGCAGACUGCCUUUCGAAGUCACUGGAUGUAAAUUACAAAGCUCCUUGCGGUCGGAGUCUGAGAAGCUUUCAAGAUGUGCGAAAUUACUUGUUUGAAACAGAGUGCAAUUUUUUAUUUGUUGAUCACUUUUCCUUCAACACAUAUGUGCUUUUGGGCAGGAACACCAUGAAUCCCGAGCCCCUCGUGUUUGAGUUCGAUAUUAGCAACGGAGCCGAGUCUGUGCCCGUGUCCUUCUGUAACAAUCUCGACCACGCAAGAUUGCCUUAUUUCAAGUAUCGGAAGUCAUCGUGGCCACGUGGAUAUUAUCUCAACAAUUUCUCCAGCCUCUUUGUUGAUUCCUGUGACUGCACAGAUGGCUGCAUUGAUAGGUCAAAAUGUGCAUGCCUACAGCUAACAGCAAGAGGCUGUAGUAAAAUUUCUCUGUCUUCAAGUAGUAAAAGAUCCCAUGGAUACCGUUACAAAAGACUGGAGGGACCUGUUCCUAGUGGGAUUUACGAGUGUAAUGUGUUGUGCAGGUGUGACAAGCUGAUGUGUCAGAACAGAGUUGUACAGCAUGGCAUUCAAGUCAGGCUGCAAGUGUUCAACACAGAGAAGAAGGGCUGGGGCGUCCGCUGCCUGGAUGACAUCGACAAGGGGACAUUUGUUUGUACUUACUCAGGCAGAUUAAUGAGCAGAGCUGAAGUAUUGGGAGAUGCUGAGCAAGAGCUGAAGGAGAAAAGUGCAGUAAAUGACAGAGGCCAUGACUUUUCUUCCAAAAAAAGAAAACUAGGCAUUGAACGUUCAGACUCAGUGAUUGAACUAGUUCAGAGUGACAAAAAUGACAUUCUUGAGAAUCAGGAAUCUUUGUCUCAGACUGUGGAUAAUGAAAAUAAAUCAUCUCUAGUUCAUCUAAAGAAUUCAAGUAAUGCAGCUGUGGGAAGGCCUGGAACUAGAACACUUGUUUUUCGCAGUCACCAGCUAAAAAUGGUGCACAGUGCCAGCUCAGAUGAAGAUGAUAGUUCUCAGAUUCAUCAGUCAAGCAAAACAAAACUAACCAGAGGAACAAAGAAAGGAAAAGAAAAAUCCACCCAGCAGCAGAAGGGAGAACAUCUGAUGGAAACUGGACAGACUGACUCUGCUGGUGUAGAGAGUGCAGGAUGCAAAAGAAAGAGUCUGUCACUGCAGGGUGUUGAUUGUGGCACAUCCAGUGUUCUGGAUGACACAUGUGUUGUGAGGCCAUCCAACAAUGCACCCCUGAAAGGUGACUGCAAAGAAAAUAGCAGGCAGCCAAAACAAGAUGCACUUUGUGAGGAGUCUGAUGACGAUGGGAUGCUUCCCAAGAAUGCUAAUGAAGAAAAUAUUUAUAUACUGGAUGCCACAAAAGAAGGAAAUGUGGGUCGUUUUCUAAAUCACAGCUGCUGCCCAAAUCUCUUUGCACAAAGUGUGUUUGUAGAAACUCACAACAGAAGUUUUCCAUGGGUGGCAUUCUUCACGAACAGACUUGUGAAAGCUGGAACCGAACUCACGUGGGAUUAUGGUUAUGAAGCUGGAAGCAUGCCAGAGACAGAAAUUUCCUGUCAAUGUGGAGUUCAGAAGUGCAGGAAAAAAACCUUAUAGGCAAAGCUUUCCUACUGUCAACACAUCUUGUACCUAGGGAUUUAUAUGCUGGAAGGGAUGACUACUCAGCGAACAGCCCUCAAGUCCAUGGUGCUAAUUGCAUUCAACUGAAAUGCCUUUCACCUGACGAUUUUUUAAAGUCACAUUUAAAUGUCACUUUUGUAGUUUACAGAGUUAGAACUGUUUGUCCUGACAACAGGCAUCAAACCUUUCCUAGGUCAUUUCUGUUCUCCUGGUCUUCCUCCUCUCUGCUUCUAGUCCACAAGCAAAGGUCAUAGUGCACUGGAAGAAUUUCUGCUCCAUGCCAUCUGCAGCAGAGACUUGACUGAUGAGAGCAACAGUUCCUUGGUGCUUUCUGUGCCCCUCCACAGUGCUGAGUUAGCAAAACUCAGGUUUCUGAAACUCAUGAAUGCAAGACUGCCUAUCUUGGGCACUAGGAAUUGUUAAAAUACACCUAAGCCUGUUGGAUCUGGUGGGACAGAUAGUCCUGAACAGAGACAGAAUUAAACAGAACAGUUCUGCAGAGCUGUGUUUGUGCUACAAAAUGAGCUGGACAAGUCCUGCUGCAGCAGGAGGGAAAUGACUGGGUUUUUUUGGACUGCACUCCUCUCCACUUAGUGCCAUAUUGUGUAUGAGACAGGUGGGCCACAGAAUUCCUUACCACAUGGUUUGUUGGUAAGAGAGAAACAAGCUACUUUAGGAGACACAGAGUGCAGAUGCAGGAGGUGGCUCUGAAAUGGAACAAGGGAUGAGUGUGCAGGUGUGUGGCUUUUGAAUGUGUUGGAGCCUUGGGCAAGCAAGGAGGUGUCGCAGAUGAGCAAUUUAGAUGCUUUGGAAGAACCACUUCCAAAGGCUUCAAAUAAAGUGGUUUUAUUAAAAAUGUUGUAAAAGUAAGACUUAACAUAGUUUGACAGCAGAAUUUACUCUGUUACUGCAGAGGAUAUGAUAAUGAUUUAAAGUUACCAAUACAAAAUCUAGUGGCACCAUAGUACAAGGCUGUGUGUGACACUGGUUGCUUACCAAAGACCUGCAGCUGAUCAGGGGUCUCAGCCUAGAGGAGUAACAUCGAGAGCAUCCCAGCUCACAGGGAGAUCACUGCCAUCCAGCCAGCUGAUUAGCAUGAGAGCUAAAAAAAAAGGCUCACUCAGGCUGUCAUUUAUGGAAUAAAGUGGUUGGCUUGAAGUCAAAUUACCUUUGUUGGAGAAGGUAAACAUGAGAGUCUUGUACCUGCACCUUUCUUUGUUCCUUGUUAAAUGGGUCUUGGAAGAACUACCCACUAUUCAUGUGUUAAUUGCAUAGCUGGUAUUCCAGAUUCCAUGUCCAUAUGCCUCAGUGCUCACCAUGUCACCCUGCUCCUGUGGGAAUUUUCAGAGAAAUGGUUGGAACAAAUUAAGGUCUUGGCCUGGUUAUGUCCAAGCCUAUAUUACAAAAUGAAGGAGAAGCAGGAACCAGUUCUCAGCCCUGAGGACAAGAGGCAAUGGAUCUCUUAUGCACACAUGGUUUAGGAUUCUAUUUUAAUUGGGUUGUAUCUGUGCUGUGUAACUGUGGGCAAACAUUUUAUCUGUAGCCCUAAGUGGGUAUUUCUUUGUUUGUUUUGGAUACUUCAAGCUUAAAAAUCAUGGGGUUGUAUUGCAACACAGGAUGCACUUGAAUUUUUCAGGUUUCAGCAUGCAUGAGAAGUUUCAGCAGGUUAAAAGUGGACCUUUAAAAAGGUAACAGACCUGUGAACCAUUCUGCUUACAGUGAAACCUCAGAUCUUCUCUCCCACAGCUCUGUUUGAGAGUUUGACACAUCCAUCAAGCAAACCUCUCCCACUCAUCACACUCUGGGUUUGUGUAGGUUUUCACCACCCAUCUUCAGGGAUAAAUACAGAUGAGUGGGGUUACCCCAGUGUUGGAGCAGUACCUCUCCAGAAGGUCAGAGCCACCCACUCUUGCCCUGAUCAGUCCCCCUGUCACUGCAGCCCCUGGCUUAGCUGAAGACAGCACUAAGCCCAGUUGCUUUUUGCUUCAUUGAAGAUCUGUCUCUACGUAGAGGCAAUAUGCCUUGCGGGAAUAUCUUUCAAUGUUAACUAAAGACAUGCCAAAGUGUAUGACAAACCCACAGGUAACCCAGGAAUGGUACUAGCCUUUUAAACAAAAGAAAAUGCAGAAAACACCUGUGUCUCUGCUUGACUUGUAUGUGGAAAAGAAGAUGGGAAUAUUGUUAAAGCAUCAGGAGGGGGGAAAAGAAGGUACAUUUUACUGCUGUUGACUAUAUACUCCAGAUCAGUGGUAGGAAUUAAUGAUACUGGGCUGGUGAGGAAAAGCCGUGUUUCUUAAUGCAGGAAAACAGACCUGAUGUUUCAAAAGAGGCAGCACUUACUUGCUCCAUGUGGUCUGCAACUAUGUGAGAGCCUGCUGAGAGUGUAGAUGUCACAGAAGGCAUGUGUAUGAGACAGGGCUUUUUGGCUAGAUGGGUUUAUCAGGUCUGUCUCCAGGCUGGUGCUUCUUCCUUUUCCUCCUCCAGACCAGAGACCAUAACCUAUCCAUGAACAAAAUCACCUUACAAGGUGUGAUUUCUGCCUGUUUCUGUAGUAUUAUUAGAACAGGUGUCCUGCAGGUAUCCUCUGCAGAUAAUGACCACAGGAGUGCUCACCUGAGCUCUCUCUCUGCUCUGCUGACUGUUCCUCUGCUUGUGACAGAUCACAGAUGGGGAUAUUCUGAGCACAGUCCCUCAUGUCUCCCAUGCUUUAGCAGAGCAGUGUGUAGCACCGAGCACAAGCACUGAUGGAAAAACAGGUGAAGAUAUUCCAAAUGAAGUACUCAAAAGCACCUGUGAAAUUACACAUUUGGGACUUCUCAUCAGCCUGUUGGGGACAUCAUAAAUGAAGAGUGCCUAGUGGGAAUUAGUUGCAUUGAGAUGUGAAUCGCAGCUCUUACAGUGAGCAAGAUUGUCCCUAUGGAGGGUCAGUAGGGAUGUGAGGAUGUGUAUGGGCUCCAUGGAAAUAAAUAUUAGUGCCCAAGGUAAGCAUAUAAAUGCAAAGGCAGCUGAAGAUCACUUACGGCAUAAGUAUAAAAGAAACUGGACUGGA
Molecule: messenger RNA, 5308 nt
Organism: Sturnus vulgaris (Common starling)
Lineage: Eukaryota; Metazoa; Chordata; Aves; Passeriformes; Sturnidae
Gene: SETDB2
Product: SET domain bifurcated histone lysine methyltransferase 2
Biological process (GO): heterochromatin organization; negative regulation of gene expression
Cellular component (GO): nucleus
Molecular function (GO): DNA binding; protein binding; histone H3K9 methyltransferase activity
Source: RefSeq, a predicted model, not a curated record